This is a messenger RNA of Dendrobium catenatum, 2872 nucleotides long. Its product is annotated as pentatricopeptide repeat-containing protein At1g02060, chloroplastic. Lineage: Eukaryota; Viridiplantae; Streptophyta; Magnoliopsida; Asparagales; Orchidaceae. Bases 101 to 2308 code for a protein of 735 amino acids. Gene Ontology annotation, molecular function: protein binding. The record is from RefSeq and is a predicted model, not a curated record. The transcript is spliced from 3 exons.
CUUAUUUUCAAAAGCAACUAAAACUUCAAAAUGGGGAAAAUGCUACACUCUGCCGGUAAUUAUACAAGAAUCAUUGGAUUUAUUUACAUAUUUAGAUCUCAUGUCUCGCCUCCGGCGCGCCCAGCUCCGCCGUCCCUCGUUGCGGCUGCCAGCAGCCGAUGAAGAGCAUCUCCUCGCCAUUGCUCGUUUAUUCACCGACCGCCACCCAUCUUCUCCACUCGCGCUCGACUCUGCCCUCUCACCCCUCCUUCUCCGCCUCACCCACCCCUCCUCUCUUCUCCGCGCCCUUUCCCUUCUUCCUUCACCUUCCGCCGCCCCCCUACUUAUGCUAUCCGCCAUCCGCCUGCGCUCCCCUCUCGCUGACCACCGCGCCACCGGCAAAACCUUAAACCUUCUCCUUCGCUCACGUAACCUCCGCCCCGCCGUCGAUUUCCUGCUUUCCCUCCCUCACCCAUCUCCUCUCCUCCACGAUGCCCCCUUCAACGCCUUAAUUCGCUCCCUGGCCCGCGCCGGCCAUCUCCGCCGAGCCGUUCAGGUUUUCCGGCUAAUGCCGGCCCGCGGAGUGGCAUACUCCGCUUUCUCCUUCAACUCCCUCUUCGCCGCUUUAUUCCGCCGCGGCCGCACCCGCGCCGCUGCACGAUUGUUCCACCUCAUGCUUCGUCUCGGCGUUCCGCCCGAUGCCAUCACUUUCAACACUGUCAUUCGUGGCUUUUGCCUUAAUACAAUGCUAUCCGAGGCCUUCCAUGUUUUUCGCUUAAUGCCCCGCCACCACUGCGACCCCGACGUUGUCACCUACAACACUCUUCUAGAUGGGCUCAUUCGGACAGGGAAGUUUGGUGCUGCUCAUAAAUUGUUUGAAGAAAUGCAGAAGAAAAUUGCUGAUGUUGUGCCCAAUGUCGUUUCCUAUACCACCCUCAUCCGUGGCUACUGCAGCCGGCUUAUGGUGGAUAAAGCCGUUGCGUUAUUUGGCAAAAUGGUGGUUGUUGGCCUAAAGCCGAAUAAGAUUACUUUUAAUACCCUUAUGAAGGGCUUUUGUGAAGCCGGAAAAUUGAAUUUGAUGAAGAAUUUUUUUGAUAAAAAAGCCGGUUUCAAGCCUGACAUUUGCACCUUCAAUACUCUGAUAGCUGCACACUGCAAUGCUGGUAGUGUGGAGGACGCACUCAAGACGUUUGAUCGAUUGACGGAGCUUGGCUUGAAGGGUGAUUCUGCUACUUACAGCACUCUUAUUAGGGGGCUGUGCUCCAUUGGGAAGUUUGGGAGAGCAGAAAUGUUGGUUGAUGAGCUCCAUGAGAAGGAGGUUUUCAGGAGAGCUGAUUCUUGUCUCCCCUUAAUGGCUUCUUAUAACCCGCUGUUUGAGCAUUUGUGCAGCUGCGGGAAGACAGAGAAAGCUGGGAAAGUUCUUCGGGAGCUGCUUGAUAGGAGAGCUACUGUGGAUAUUGCUGCAUUCAAGACAAUUAUCCUAGGGUAUUGCAGGGAAGGUGCAUUUGUAAAAGGAUACAACCUGCUGGUUUCAAUGGUGAUGAGGGACCUGAAACCGGAUUAUAAAUUGUGUGAAGAGUUGGUGAAUGGAUUCAUAUCCAAGGGAAAUAUUGGCUGUGCAUUGGAGGCUAUGAAGAGGAUGUUGGAUAUUGGUCACCGGCCUAGUACGGAUUGUUUUCAUUCAGUCUUGGAUGGGCUUUUGAGAAAGGAUGGUUAUGCAAAUGAAGCUGCUGAUUUGGUUUCUGUAAUGUUGGAGAGGAAGAUCCGUCAGAAUAGUGAUCUUUCAACUGACGUUGUUCAUAAGCUUUUUGGAAAUGGUUUGAAUGAAAAAGCUUUCGGGAUUAUUCGGCUGCUUUAUGCUAAUGGGUAUUGCGUGAAGAUGGAGAAGCUCGUCCUUAUUCUUUGUCAAGAGAGGAAAUUCCUGGAAGCGCGAGGCCUUUUGUUAUUCAGUUUGGAGAAAAAAGAAAAUUUGGAUCCUCAAGUUUUUUGCAUGGUUGUGAAUGGGCUUUGUGAAAUUGAGAGAGGUUCAGAAGCUUUUGAUUUGUUUUAUAACGUGGUUGAUGAGCACGGAUCAGGUGUUAUCUCUAGCUGCAUGAAGUCCUUAAUGCUGGCUCUUGAGAGAACUGGAAAGCUGAAAGAAGCAGAGUUUGUUUCUAAGCAAAUUAUUAGGACAGAUAUUGGAGAGAAACCCAAUGUUAGAAUAAGAGUCAUGGAAAAUGGCUUCUCCCUGUCACAACCCAUGGGAUAUAUGGUAAAGGUAACUGUAAGCGAACUUCAAUUAUGCAAGUUGCUCCAGAAUGAGGAAACUAGCAAAUGGUGCGGUGCCUAAUGGCAUUAUUAGAAAUUGAAGCUAGUGAUCUUGAUAUCUGAUGCUUUCCAUGGCUUUCAAAGGCACUUGAAUCGAGUGAAGAAUAGAAGCAGCGGCAAUCAGCAACUUCUGAAUUUUUUGCUUCUGUGAAAUGGAAUCUAGAGUUUUGACAAAGAUGAAAAGUAUUCUGAUGGAUAUAACGGUGAAAGCAUCCUUACGAAGUGAAAGUGGGAUGAAAAAAAUAGGCUGCUAAAGUGGUACAAAGCUAUAUCUUUUGGAUCCUUCAAUGCUUUUUUAUUCCUUUGUACAUUUAAUUACUUUUUAUUACAUGGAUGGGACCUAAGUUUGUUUUUUUACUCCUGCUGAGCAGUUCACUGAUAAUAAUAUAUCCGUGUCAAGGGAAAGUAAAUAAGAAAUUGAAAUGAAUGAAUUUUGGCUUUAUGAUGUAUCACCAACAACAACAGUUCUUCAUACCGGUUUUCUGCAACCGAUAAUCCGGAAAACUGAUGGAUAUCAGUGACUCAGUUGCAUUGUAUGUUAUUAUUCACUAUGUUCAAAGAAUCACUUUAGUGGUUCUGGCGUCUU